CCCUCGCUCACAGCCAUGUACUAUUUCUCCGGACUGGUGUUUUUUGGCUGUCUAGCGCUGGGAUAUGGGUUCAUCGGAGGUACUCAGAACAGUCUGUUUGGAUCCAGCGGAGGUUCUGGCAUGACGGGGAUGGGCGGUGGAGGAGACAUGUUUUCAGCUUUAUUUGGUAUGGGUGGGGGCACUGGUGCUGGAAUGGGUGGUAUGGGUUCUGGACAAAGUGGAAAUUCAAUGGAUUCCAUGAUGUACACUCUGAGCAGAAUGACUCUUUGUGGCGAGACUCCAUCUCGGAUCAGGUACAAAACUAGAGGCCGUUGUAGUCCAUACGAAUGCAACCGAAUGACAACCGGACAUGACGUAGCUUGCUUGGGGCACUCAUGCUGCUGUAAAACCUUUCAAUGCACAAUGUUGCUCGACGCUUGAUCAGUGGAUGGUUUUAAUAUGUGGUGGGGAAUCGGAUGCGUUCGACCCAAGAUUGGUGAAUAUUUGGACAAACAAUAUUUUUGGAUACGGAUAUUUUAAUUGUACAGGGCAUUUGGUGUCGCGGAACAGAAUAUGUACAAGUAUCUUGAACUAAACAGAAUUUGUUCUUAUUGUAACAUCAUACCAUAGGCACCAUUUGAGUGACUGAUUAUUCACUAUUGAACGUAUGGAAUUAGAAAUGUCAUGAUUAUGAUAAAAUGCUGAUCUAUCAAAUGCAUCCAUUUUGAUUUGAAAGAAAAAAUACUUCUGUAAAAGAAUGCUCUCCUCCUUUUGUAUGUUAUCAUUAAUACUACUAUUAAACAAACUAUCAUA
Molecule: messenger RNA, 792 nt
Organism: Ylistrum balloti
Lineage: Eukaryota; Metazoa; Mollusca; Bivalvia; Pectinida; Pectinidae
Product: dnaJ homolog subfamily C member 7 homolog
Exons: 3
Coding region: 16-420 (134 amino acids)
Biological process (GO): microtubule-based process
Cellular component (GO): microtubule
Molecular function (GO): GTP binding
Source: RefSeq, a predicted model, not a curated record